AUGGGACCCUGCAGGUCUUUCUGAGGUCUGGCUUGACACCUUCCACCUGUGCGAGGAGGGGUCAGCUGCUCCUGCCCAGCACUGCCAUGCAGGAUGGGCCUGUGUCAUCUCUGGCCAGCUUCACACUGAAUGCUGUGACCUUGGUCCACGGGGGCACCUCCAGGUGCUAUGGCUCACACAGUGCCACCCCCUACCUGCUGUCACAGCCCAGGGAACCCCUAGAGCUCGGGGUAUCAGCCUCACCCCUGAAGCCCACCAGGGACUUGCCUGGGGAGGAGCAGCCAGCUGAAGUGGGGGGCAGGCAGCCCAGCCCUCACCUCCCACCCACCCCAGGAGGCCCUGAGGACCAGCCCCUCUCCCCCACGGACCCAGGACCCCAGAGUGGUGAGUGAGGGGCUCUGGUGGGAGGUGGGUCCAGGGCAGGGCUGAGCUGAGGGGGGCAGCCCCCUCUGGAGAUGCUGACGGGGACCAGCCCCUCCCCUCUGGGCCUCAGUUUCUCCCAGGGCAGAGGAGAGGCCUGGCCCUGACCUUCAAGUGCCUCUCAGGCUGACCUUGGCUGUGCCCUGCUGGGAGAGGGGCCUCCAGGGACGCCUCCAGUAUCUGAAUCUGCAGGGCUCUGUCCCCUGUGUGCAGUGACAGUGACACUGAGCAGGGGAGGGCUCAGGGCCAUCGGGGUGUCAGGCUCUUUCCCUCCAGCUCAGGGCUGAGCUCUGGUGGAGAGGAGACUGGGAGUCAGACUCCCCCAGUUCAGGCCGGCUCUGCUGCUUCCUGCUUGGUGACUGGGCAGGGGACCCCCCUCUGAGCCUCAGUUUCCUCAUCUGUUCUGGGGAGUGGGUGGCAGUGCCAUGAUGCCUGAGUGACAUGGCUGGAGGUGACAGGUGGAAAGACCAGCAGGGCUGGCACACAGUAGGUGCUCAGGUAAGCGGCAUGGCUCCUGGUUCACAAUGAAGGCACCUGCAGGU
This is a messenger RNA of Ictidomys tridecemlineatus (thirteen-lined ground squirrel), 962 nucleotides long. NCBI's taxonomy places the organism in Eukaryota, Metazoa, Chordata, Mammalia, Rodentia, Sciuridae. The record is from RefSeq and is a predicted model, not a curated record.